Bathycoccus prasinos is the source of this 888-nucleotide messenger RNA. RefSeq lists its product with no specific name. The record is from RefSeq and is a predicted model, not a curated record. The transcript has a single exon. The coding region runs from base 1 to 888 and encodes 295 amino acids. Lineage: Eukaryota; Viridiplantae; Chlorophyta; Mamiellophyceae; Mamiellales; Bathycoccaceae.
AUGAGCAGCAGUAGUAGCAGUGUUGGUAUAUUGAGUAAUAGUAGCGGUUUUGUGGGUUGUUGUCGUUGUUUCUCGACGAGUGCGAAAAGUCGACGGAGACACGUAAGACGACCAACGGGGAAAAUCUACGGCGAUGUGUCCCGCUCGUGGACGUCGCGAAAAUCCCUCCGCAUGCCUUUAAAAGACUGGAAAAAAGAUGAAAACGAAGCAAAGUCGUUCGCGAGUUACGUUUCCGACGGAUCUCGAAUUCUUUCGGUCACUUUUCCGGACGAAAACAGACGGACAAGAAUCGAUGAAAACACCUGGAAGGUGGAGCUUUUACCGUUCGAUUUUCUGGGCAACAAAGUCGUCGUGAGAACGACGAUCGCGUUAAUUCCAAAUCGAACGGAUAAAUCAAUCAGUAUAAACGCGAAAAAGCUCGAGUUUGAAGGCAUGCCGAAAGAAUUCAAUUUAGACGAGACGGUGACGUUGAAAAUGGAAGGGAAGUUAGGCGAAGAGAGAAGCUUUCGAAAGAGGCGGAGGAACGAUUCAGACGAAGAGGUUGGAGGAGACGAAGAGGAAGAGGAACACGGAGAGGACGAUAAAAACGACGAUAUGAAAAGAGCGGUUCGAGGCGACGUGGUCAUGACCCUCGACGCGUCCGUGAACGACUUCGUCGCUUUAGUCCCGGGUUUAGACGACGUCGUCAACGCCAUCAACGACGCGGUAUUAGCAAACUUACAAGGCGCCAUCGAGAAAAAUUUAAUCGCGGAAUACGAGCGGUGGCGAAACGAAGAAGUCACGGGAGAAGAAGAAGUGAAAGAAGACGAACGAAAACGAGAGAAAACUUUAUACAGAGGGAACGGCGCGCCCGUAGGUGUCGUGCCGAAACGCGUCGCCAGGUUUUAG